Messenger RNA from Drepanopeziza brunnea f. sp. 'multigermtubi' MB_m1, 429 nucleotides. The record is from RefSeq and is a predicted model, not a curated record. Lineage: Eukaryota; Fungi; Ascomycota; Leotiomycetes; Helotiales; Drepanopezizaceae.
AUGUUCAUCAACGCCAUCGUCGCCGCAGCGAUUCUUGCAGCCUCUACCGUAACAGCAGCACCUUCUGCCUCUAUCGUUGCUAGACAAGGGAAAGGAACCAUCCAGUUGUGCCGCGAUGCUGGUUAUGUCGAUUGCUACGAUAUGACUUACGACCCAAACCAAUGCAGUAAGAUCCCCUCUCCCUCUUACCUUCUCAAAGUCGAAGCUUACAAGGUUAAAGCCAACAAUGACAAAAUUGACCGAUUCAACGAUUCCAUCACCUCUCUCGGCUUGAAAAAGAACACGUGCACGUUCUAUGCUGAUCCCGACUGCAACGGCGCAUCCUUCAGCAGUGGCGAAGAUGUUCCAGACAUUUCAAAAGUACUCACCGUUACUGCUCUUCUCGAUAAUAAGAUCUCCUCUUUCCAGUGCGGUGAUCUGCCAGCAUAG